Prunus mume (Japanese apricot) is the source of this 1657-nucleotide messenger RNA. Lineage: Eukaryota; Viridiplantae; Streptophyta; Magnoliopsida; Rosales; Rosaceae. The record is from RefSeq and is a predicted model, not a curated record.
CACUCACCGACCUGAAUGAGCAUGGCCAUGCCUAAAAGCCUUCUUUAAAAGAGAAACAGUGUCUAUGAGUCACCCAGCCCAGCCCAGCCCAGGACAGGACAGGACCACCACUUUCCUCCUUCUUUCUUCUUACUCAACCCUUUAUUCUAUUGGCAUCCGAUUCGGAUUCCCUCGACGGUUGACCGUCGAAGUAGACCCGAACCGAACCCUCCAUAUAACCUAGGAGAAAGGAAGGAAGACACGCAGACAGACAGACAGAAAGAAAGAGCAAAAGGAAAAUGAAAAUUGAUUCAUCAUCAGACGCAGCAGCAGCCCAACGGUUCCGCAUCGGGUACGCCUUUGCACCCAAGAAGGAGCAGAGCUUCAUCCAGCCCUCUCUCCUGGACCAUGCCUCCCAAAACGGCAUUGAUUUCGUCCCAAUUUCAAUAACCGACUCCUCGUCGGAGGAGGAGGCGGCCGAGGCCUUGAUCCAACAAGGCCCAUUCCACUGCAUCAUCCACAAGCUCUACGGCCACCGCUGGAACCACCAGUUGAAGCAAUACUCCUCCAAGUAUCCACAAACUCUCAUACUUGACUCGCCCGACUCCAUUGAGCGCCUCCACAACAGGGUCUCCAUGCUCCAAGUCGUCAGCGCCCUCAAAUUGAAUUCCCAAUUUAACAUCUCUGUUUCUGUGCCUAAACAGGUGGUGCUUCAAAACCCCCAGUCGCCUGAUUCUAUUCAUAAUAAUACUAAUGAUGGUGCGGUGGAGUUUCCGGUGAUUGCCAAGCCCUUGCUGGCCAAUGGCAGCGCCAAGUCGCAUGAGAUGUAUUUGGUUUUUGACCCCAAGGGCUUGCAGAAUCUUCUUCUCACUAAUACCACUACUAGUGCUAGUACCCAACCCAUUUUGCUUCAACAGUUUGUGAACCACGGUGAGGUCGUCUUCAAGGUUUACGUCAUUGGCCAAUACGUCCAGUGCGUCAAGCGGAGCUCCUUGCCCGAUAUUUCAGAGCGGCAGCUGACCGCAUCGGAAGGGCAAGUGUUGCCGUUUUCGCAGAUAUCGAAUUCUCCUCAGCCUCAGGAGGAGGACGAACAUGGUCUGGGUCUGGCUCAUGAUCCUCAUGAAAUGCCUCCUUCUGACUUUGUGGAGGAGCUGGCCAGGGGGAUACGCCUCGGCCUCAAACUCAACUUUUUUAACUUUGAUGUGAUUCGGGAUUCUGGGAACCCUCGCUCCUAUUUUGUCAUUGACAUCAAUUACUUUCCUGGCUAUGCCAAGUUGCCCUCCUAUGAGCAGGUCUUGACCAAGUUUCUGUUGGCUCUUCUUACCACUCCAACCCAAAAGGACCGCCAGCUGGAACCAGCUACCACUGAGGAGGAGGAGGAGGAGGAGGAGGAGGAGAUGCUUCCCUCCGGCUCCUACCCUAACUCUUGAAUUGCUCUUGAAUUGAUCAUUGAGCUAACAGAGCCAGUGCUGCUAUUAUGGUUCAUUGGUUAUCCAUGUUGGUGACGAAAAAGCUUUCCUUCCUUCCCACCCCUCUUAUUGGGUGGGUUUGUUUUUGAGAUGCGAUUAGCUAAUAAACCGAUUUUCUUCUAGCUAGGGCUUCGGCUUUCUUCUGAUUUCAUAUAUAUAGUAGAGCAGUAGAGCGCAUUAUGAUAUAUGGCAUGGGUGAUAUUUGGAUA